Molecule: messenger RNA, 4485 nt
Organism: Xyrauchen texanus (razorback sucker)
Lineage: Eukaryota; Metazoa; Chordata; Actinopteri; Cypriniformes; Catostomidae
Gene: map3k22
Product: mitogen-activated protein kinase kinase kinase 22
Exons: 18
Coding region: 465-2339 (624 amino acids)
Biological process (GO): protein phosphorylation
Molecular function (GO): protein kinase activity; ATP binding; protein binding
Source: RefSeq, a predicted model, not a curated record
CGUCCGUCAGUCAGUCCGUUCGUCAGUGUGUUCAGAGAGGAAACUUUCUUCUUUAGACUCCGCACAGUCGACGAGAUUUGCAGUUUUCCCAAGCACGCACCGCUCCAUCUGUUUGGAUUACUGGCUUCUGCGACUCCAAAGAACAUAAACUGCAAAGCUUUUUCGGAACGUGUAGCCUAUUUGUGCGGUUUCCCCAAUUUGUGCGUGAUUGCAAGAGUCACUGUAGGCUACUGCGCGCGGCUUCCGGAUAUAUGACUGUUAUUACUGUAUCUCUCGCGCAAGAGCGCACUUUGCGGAUUUUCUCCUUUCACGGCGUUUUAAACCGGUAAACUUGGUUUGAAUCUGACAUUGGUUUUGUUUUUUUAAGGGGAAGCUCCAGCAUGAAGACACGCACGUAAGAGUGAAGAUUUUCCCUGAUGAAAGGAAAAGAGCGUUCAGCUCGAGUUCAAUAGGGACACUUCCUGAUGAUGACAGUAAACAUGGAUGGCGGUCUCCAAAAUGGACCCGGACAGCACAAGAACUUACAAGAUGAUGAAGAGGCGCUCAACUCCAUAAUGAAGGACCUGGCAGCUUUACGCUUCUGUUACCAGCUCAAGAGCAACAACACCAACAAGCCCAAGAGCAGGACCCAGGCCUACAGACAGGAUUUACGGGUGAAGUUGGAGCACGAGCGGGAAAAACGAAUCAUCCCGUUCCAGAGACCACUUAAGUUCAAAGACCUGCUUCAGAAGGUGAUAGAAGCCUUUGGCCAGCAAAUGGACCUUUACUACACAGAUAAAGAGAUGUUGGUGGCUCUGAAGUGUCAGGAGGAUUUGGACAGAGCUGUUCAGGCUUUGAGCUCCAGUUCUGGAAUUAACAACCUGCUGAGAGUGAUUUUGAAAACACCUCCCAACAACCAAUUCCUGCAGGUUAGCGGCCAAGACAAACAGAGUGAGAUGCGGUCAUCCAGGUCUCUGGGAGAUCUCAAAGCCUCGGUUCUCAAAGGCUCUGAACGAGUGCGCAAACACUCUACAGGCUCUCUGAACACGGGCCGCACCUCUCCUCCUCCAGGCAGCGUACCAGAAGAACAGCAGCAGAUCGCUCGGCAGGGGUCCUACACCAGUAUUCACAGCGAGGGAGAGUUCAUCCCUGAAAUGCUCGACUCGAACAUUAUGGAGCCAUUUGGGAGUGCUAAUGGGUCACUUUCCAGCAGCUGUCAAUCACUGGACCAAGCGCUAGACAGCCCGCCGUUCUCUCAGAACAACCGGGACAACAAUUACCUGAACCUCAGCUAUGAAUACAAAGGAUGUCAUGGGAAACACGGCACCUUCCCACGCCAAUUCCACGUGUCCAGUCGUAGUAAAGACUAUGGUGACGGCCGAAGAACUUUUCCUCGAAGUUUUAUGCCCCAGGAAAACCUGUUUCAGCUGGUCCCCUCCAGCCGUACACACAGCUAUAAUGAUGAAAGCACUUUGUUAUACAGUGGAGAUAUGCACUCUAUCAGCUGGACCGAGAAAAGCAGCCAGCGCAGUGCUCCCAAAUCCCCAAGGGCACCGGUAAACUGGCGUCAAGGGAAACUCCUCGGUCGUGGAGCCUUCGGCGAGGUCUACCUCUGCUAUGACGUCGACACGGGACGCGAGCUGGCAGCCAAGCAGGUGCCCUUUGAACCUGACUGUCAGGAGACAAGCAAAGAAGUGAAUGCACUGGAGUGUGAGAUUCAGCUUUUGAAGAACCUCCGUCAUGAUCGUAUUGUUCAGUACUAUGGCUGUUUGCGUGAUCUGGUGCAGAAAAAGCUGUCCAUCUUCGUGGAAUUCAUGCCAGGGGGCUCUAUAAAAGACCAGCUGAAGGCAUAUGGAGCUCUAACUGAGAAAGUCACCCGCAGAUACACCAGACAGAUCCUCCAGGGAGUCCACUAUUUGCACAGCAACAUGAUCGUACACAGAGACAUCAAAGGCGCUAACAUUCUGAGGGAUUCCUCUGGAAAUGUAAAGCUGGGAGAUUUUGGAGCUAGCAAACGCAUUCAAACCAUAUGCAUGUCCGGGACUGGAAUCAAAUCGGUCACUGGCACCCCCUACUGGAUGAGCCCGGAAGUCAUUAAUGGAGAAGGAUAUGGACGUAAAGCAGACGUCUGGAGUGUGGCUUGCACUGUUGUAGAGAUGCUAACACUAAAACCACCAUGGGCUGAAUAUGAAGCAAUGGCAGCCAUUUUCAAGAUCGCAACCCAACCCACUAAGCCAAACCUGCCCGAGGGUGUGUCCGACGCAUGCAGGGACUUUCUACGGCAGGCUUUUGUGGAGGAGAAAUGGCGACCCACUGCCGAGGGCCUUCUCAGUCACCCUUUUGUCCAGGGCAGCUUCUGAGACCGUCACCAUUUUACAACUGUAGGGGCUCUCUGGAAUCCCCAGGGAUUAACAUACACCUUCCCAUGGACAAUCACCACUCUGCCUUGCAGGGACAGGAGAAACCCUCAAACCAGCCAACUGAGAACACAGUAGCCCAUUAUGAGACAAAGUGUAUCUCAGAUCUCCCUAAUCUAACACAAUUGAAAAAAAGGUCCUAAUAUCAUGUUAAGAUGCAGCAAUAAAGAAAAUUGUGGACAGCAAAUCCAUCAAAACUGAUAGCACUUCCUGUUAUCUUGUUAACCUGAAUCUUGUAUGACUAGGGAUUGCAGCAGCUAUGAUAGUGUGUCAUGGUAUGGCAUGGCUUAAGGUCCAGCACUUUGUCUGAUAUGCUUAUUCAUUCACCAACAACAAAAAAUAGCACAAACUUAGCUUACUAAACCCCAUCACCCAAAUGCAAGUAUGCAAGUUCUGGUUGCUUUAGCUAUCAUUUACUCAAAUAGUAAAAAUUACCAAAAUGCACAUCCCUACCAGCAAGUUUUGAAAGUGCCAUUGUGAAAAGCAUUCUGCUUCAAAUUGGAUGGUUUACACACAUUAAUGCAAGUUGACAUUCUUUGAUCCCCAGAGGUCAAGCCACAUGCACUGUGGGGUUGCUGGACAAAUCACACAAGGUCUGAAUUUGGCACAAAUGUACUAGAGCAUCCUUUUAAACCAUGUGAAGGUGGUAAGAUUUAAAUAUGUGGUCUUUUUUAGAUUGAACAGAAUUAAUUUGGUCAUAAAAGAGAGUUGAUUUGUAUUAUGGCUUAUGUACCUCUGAACCCCUGGGUCCAAUCCUUUAAAUCAAGUGUCAUUGAAAGACCUUGUGGAGCUAAUAGUGAAAUAUGUACUGUACAAUACUUGUUUGAGUAAUUUUUGUUAAGAUUACUGUGUUUGAUGGUUAGAAUCUAACCAAAUAAGAAUGACACAGAAUAAGACACGAAACCACCAAAGUGGUGAGUAUGUAAGAAAGAGAAAUUAUUUAGCGUCUAAAUGUCUUUUCAGCAAAUGAAGACUGUAUAAACACAUCUUUUUAUAUAGUGUAAAGUUUGUUUAGUUAAAGUUGGUCUUGCAACUCUUUACCCAGAGUUAAUCACUGUAAAUAUAUCCCCAUUGCACUCUUUGACUUAUGGAUAGAGCAACAGCACAUAAGAUAAUCAGCUGAGAUUAAAGAAAUAUUUUUAUAAAAAUAAAAAAAAAUAUUCAAAUGUUUGGAAUGACAGUCCCAAUCUUUUUGUAUUAUAAAAAUUGCCCUAAAGUGUCAAAGCAAUAUUUCAGCAAAGACUACUAUGGCUGGUGUUUAAGAAUUCUCAUACUGUUCGGUCAGUCGCAUACAACCAAAGAGCAAUGAUAUGCUUGAAUUAUGAAUUUGCUAAAUUCAGAACUGUCCAUCUGUUUACCAGUGUUGUUGAAACAGUCACUUUUUUUUGACUCCAACGUGUUUUUGUAACUUCUCUCUGGCGGCUUAUAUUGAUUUUAUUUCCUGAUGUGCAAAUUCAUUGUCAUUAUGCCAUUAAGACACAAUGUAACACAUGUUAAACAUGGUUUUUAGUUGCCAUAUUCACUGUUUAAGUCAGUGUAUUUUACAUUUUAUAAAACUUGAUACAAUGAAGUGAUAACGUUCAGAACACAAGAACUUCAAAUACACCACCAGCAAAGAACAAACAAAAGGUCUGUUCAUGAUGUUGCCUUUAGUGCCUUCUCCAAUUCCCUUUUAUGAGAGGUCAGUAAUUUUUUGUAACAAUUGUAAGAUGAAUGUGUAUUCUGAUGUCCUUUAGAUUGUUUCAGUGAUGCUCUAAAAUCUAAAGGCUCUAAAAAAUGGACAUGCUGUACUUGCUAAAGGUGUUUUCCUGAAAACAAUGGUAUUGUAAAUACAUAAUGUACCGAGCUGUUAUAUCUAUUAUAUCGAAAGUACCUUAGUCACAGUAUAUUAUAAAGAUUGUGGAGAGGUUUGGGUUUUAGAUUAUCUCAGCUGAGAGUAAACAUGAAUGACAUCAUUGAAUUUUGAGGGGCAAAAAAAUUAAGAUAUUAUGUGCUGCCUUGAUUUAAAAAAAAAAAAAAAAAGGCUGAAAACAUUUUCUUCUACAUGAUUUUGUACAUUGGAAUAAAAACAUUUCUCAAAAUUCAGUCU